Molecule: messenger RNA, 3439 nt
Organism: Physella acuta
Lineage: Eukaryota; Metazoa; Mollusca; Gastropoda; Physidae
Product: arf-GAP with coiled-coil, ANK repeat and PH domain-containing protein 2-like
Cellular component (GO): cytoplasm
Molecular function (GO): GTPase activator activity; protein binding
Source: RefSeq, a predicted model, not a curated record
GUGUAAACAUGGAAGUAGGUGGAUAUUAAUUAUAAAUGAAUAGUGACUAAUGCAGUUAUAAGUUAUGUCUACUAUAAUCAGGAGUUUAACGUUCUUAGCAUUUUUUACUUAUUUAAUUUUAAGUUAGUAUCGAUAGAAAUAGAAUACAUAUUCAAAAUGAAAUAUGCUGUGGAUUUUAAAGAGUGUCUCAAAGAUUCUCCAAAGUUCAGGGCAUCACUCGAAGAAGCAGAAGAUGAUAUUGAAGCCCUGGAAAUAAGACUUGAUAGGCUAGUGAAACAAUGUACUUUAAUGAUUGAUGCCGGCAAGGCCUUCAGUAAUGCUAGCAGUGGUUUCGUGGUUGGUGUAAGAGACCUGGCCAAUUACUUUAACGAUGACUCUCUUGUUUCUGACAAUGCUAAAGUAUCUACAAGCCUCAGUCGAUUCUCACAUGCAAUGGAUGAAAUGCUCAAAUAUUUUAAUAUUUUAAUGGACCAAGCACACAGAUCUAUAAGCAAAAAUCUCAAUAACUUCAUUAGAAUUGACAUCAAGAAGGUGAAAGAAACAAAAAAGCUGUUUGAAAAGAUUAGUGAUGAUAUGGACGCAGCCUAUAUCCGCAACUCUCAAGCAGCCAAGUCCAAGCCACAGGAAUGUGAAGAGGCGCAUAAUACUUUAACGGCCAUGAGGUCAUGCUUUGCUCAUACGUCUUUAGACUAUGUCUUUCAGGUGAAUGUACUCAACUCCAAAAAAAGAUUUGAUAUUCUUGAUACAAUGUUGUCUUUCAUGCACGCACAAAAUGCAUUUUUUCACCAAGGCCAUGACCUGUUUCAAGAUUUAGAAACAACUUAUAUGAAGGAUAUUGCUGGUCAGGUGAAAGAACUAAGUAGCAAGGCUAAAGUUGAGAUGAAAGAAAUGGAAGAAAGACAUAACCUUGUUCAGAAAAAGGACCUGAGCACCAGUAAUCUCCAUCUAGGGGACCAGGUGGAAGGAUAUCUCUUUAAAAGAAACAGCAAUGCUUUCAAAAACUAUGUUAGGCGCUGGUUCUGCAUCCAAGAGAGCCAGCUUGUCUACCGCAAGAGAAGCAAGGACACCAUGACUGUGAUGGAGGACGACCUCAGGCUGUGCACUAUACGACAGCCCCCAGACUCAGACAGGAGGUUUUGUUUUGAGGUUCUCUCCCCUACCAGGAGUCACAUCCUGCAAGCUGAUUCAGAUACAGAGUGCCAAAUGUGGAUCAAUGCCUUAAACACCAGCAUCAGCCGGGCUUAUAAGGAGACUCUACACCCUCCAGAUAAGUUGGAAGACAAAAGAAAUUCCAGCAGCUCCUCCAAAGAUUCCAGCCAGUCAGAAAUACAGCCAGCAGAGCCCAAGCCCAGCAAAGCCAGAGUUCGCAUGGAACAGCUGCUUGUUAUACCAGGUAACUCCAACUGCUGCGACUGCGGUGCCCCAGAGCCCAGGUGGGCCAGCAUCAACCUUGGGAUCACACUCUGUAUUGAAUGUUCUGGAAUUCAUCGAGGCUUUGGUGUCCAUGUAUCCAAGGUGCGUUCCCUGACCUUGGACACCUGGGAACCAGAACACCUGAAGGUGAUGCUGGAACUGGGCAAUAAGGUGGUCAACCACAUCUACGAGGCUGAGGUGGACGAGUCAGUGGCUGUUAGAGCAGCGCCGGACAGCAACAGAAGUGUAAGGGAAAACUGGAUCCGCGCUAAGUAUGUCCAGAAGGCUUUCAUCAGGAAACUUCCAGGCGUCAAUAAAACCAAUGUCUCCAGGAAGUGGAGUGUGAGGAAAAAGACGAGGAAGUCCCCCACCAAGAGUGCCCAGUCCACCUCGUCCAGUUCCAGGGGGGAUUCCCUGACGCCAUCAGACUCCGAGGAGGUUCCGUCAGAAAUUCUGGAAGGUGUUAAUUCUAGUAGAGGAGCGGUGUUGUCAGUGUCUAACGCAACCAUUAAGGAGAGCAGCAGCGCCAGCAGCGGCGUGGAGAGUCUGGCGGACAGCAGCUACGGCCUGGUCUUUGGUGACGAGUGCCCCAGCCCGUUUGUUGCUGGGUUGAACAAGAGUAAGAUACUUAAGGGGGGGGGGGGAGGGAGGGGGGGAGAGAGUCUGGCAGACAGCAGCUACGGCCUGGUCUUUGGUGACGAGUGCCCCAGCCCGUUUGUUGCUGGGUUGAACAAGAGCCUUGACCUUGAAAGUUCAGACGAGUCACUGCACGAGUACGAAGACGAAGCCCCUGGGACGGAAGCCAGCAAAGACGAGCCAGGGAGUGACGGAGACGAGAACACCACCUCGUGGGAGGACAUGAGCAAGCUGGACCCCAACCUGCUGCUGUACAAGGCUAGCGGGGCCCGCAACCUGCCUGUCAUGAUGGAGGCCUUGUCCAACAAGGCUGACCCCAACUGGGUGAACCUGGACGACGAGGGGAAGACUCCCAUCAUGAAAGCUGUGCAGACGGGCUCGCUGGCAACUUGUGAGUUUUUACUGCUGAACAACGGCAAGCUGGACCGUAAGGAUAAACAUGGGCGUACAGCCCUGCACCAUGCAACAAUUUUAGGGCACACUGGCCAAGUCUGCCAGUUCCUCAAAAGGCGAGCUGAUCACAAUACUAAAGAUAAUUUUGGGAAGACGCCAUUGAUGAUUGCUGUAGAGAGUGCAAAUGCUGAUAUUGUUACAUUGCUAAGGCUUGCAAAACUAAAUGAUGAAAUGAAAGAGUCAGAAGGCUAUUCAGGAAAUCCAGGUGAUGAAACUUUUCAAGACGUCUUUAGAGACUUCACCAACAUGGCAUCCAACAACCCAGAGAAGUUGAAGCGUAAAUAAGUUGUUGGAUGUUGUACAGAGAGAGACAUACAAUUGCUGAGGGUGGUGUACUUUGUUGGAUGUUGUACAGAGAGAGACAUACAAUUGCUGAGGGUGGUGUACUUUGUUGGAUGUUGUACAGAGAGAAACAUACAACUGCUGAGGGUGGUGUACUUUGUUGGAUGACAGCAGCAACCACUCAAGUUGUGUGCUGGCUGGCUUGCUGGGCCACAGUUGCUGGUGUUGGAUGGACAGCUUUAGAUUUGUUAACAUGUUGGGUAGACAGCACAAGAUGCUGAAGGUUUUUGUUGGACAGACAGCAUUGGCUAUUUUAUUUGUUUGGAUGGGUUAAUUUACUAAGGUGUUUUCUGAAUCGACAGUAAUUAUCGUGCUAAAUAGACAGCAAUUAUGGUAUUGGAUGGAUAGCAUUUACGGUGUUGAAUGGACAGCAUUUACGCAUCAGGUACUGUUUUUUUGUGUGUUUGUCAGAUGGCAGUAUCUAAGCAGACACAGUGUGCCUGUUGUAUCAGCCACGGACCUGUCCUGGGCUAUGUUGUUUGGUGAUAUCGCUUUUGUUUCUGUGAUUUUUAUUAUUCCUUUUGAAUGGCUAUUUUUAUGUGACCAGUGGUGUGAUUUAUUUUUUUCUUCAGUACAGAAUUUGAUGCGUAAUAAU